Bemisia tabaci is the source of this 2656-nucleotide messenger RNA. It is a transcript of the gene Taf6, whose product is annotated as TBP-associated factor 6. Gene Ontology annotation, molecular function: protein heterodimerization activity; RNA polymerase II general transcription initiation factor activity; transcription coactivator activity. Gene Ontology annotation, cellular component: transcription factor TFIID complex; SAGA complex; SLIK (SAGA-like) complex. Gene Ontology annotation, biological process: transcription initiation at RNA polymerase II promoter; RNA polymerase II preinitiation complex assembly. The record is from RefSeq and is a predicted model, not a curated record. Lineage: Eukaryota; Metazoa; Arthropoda; Insecta; Hemiptera; Aleyrodidae.
AGGUUAAGUUUGUGUUUUCGGCCAAAAAAUAAAUAUUUACCUGUACUUUUUCGUUUUUCUUGGCAAUCUCGUAGUUUUCAGCUCUACAAUUUCAUUACUAACUUUCUCGACAGGUUUUUAACGACAGCCGGCUGAAAUUUAAAAUUCUUUAUCGUUUAGUUUCAAACUACAAUGAUCAGAACUUUCAGAACCUACUUAUCAGGUGGUUGUGUUUGUACGUGUGUUCUUUCACGCUUUAAAAUUUCUUCAAACCCUCUCAUAAUUUGAUGUUUACAAACCAGAAACUUUUGCUUAAUAAACAGUCAUUUUGAUCUUUGACCAUCAUGGCUGAAGCGGACCCUGGAUAUGGUACUUCACUCUCUAUAGAGUCUAUGAAAGUUAUUGCGGAAAGUGUCGGACUUAUGAACCUACCUGAUGAUGGCGCCAAAGAAUUAGCGGAUGAUAUAUCAUAUAGACUUAAAAUUCUCUUACAGGAUGCUACAAAAUUCAUGCAUCAUGCUAAAAGAGAGAAAUUGAUGCCAACAGAUGUUGAUAAUGCACUGAAAAUAAAAAAUAUAGAGCCAACUUAUGGCUACCACACCUCAGACCACAUACCGUUCCGGUUUGCAUCAGGCGGUGUUCGUGAAUUCCAUUUCAUCGAAGAGAAGGAUCUUGAUCUCAAUGAAAUCAUCUCCGGACCCAUGUCGAAGCUACCUCUGGCACCCUCCAUCAGAGCACAUUGGCUGUGCAUUGAUGGUGUGCAGCCCACAAUUCCUGAAAACCCUCCCCCAAUAUCCAAAGACUUGCAGAAGCUUGAGAGCAUCGAUCCUAUUACAAAGCUGAAGUCAAACAAAGAGAAAGAAAAGACUGGGAAGCCCACAACUGGGAAACUCCAAAAACUACGCAAUGUAGAAACAGUUCAUGUGAAACAACUUGCCACUCACGAACUAUCUGUGGAGCAGCAGCUUUACUAUAAAGAAAUUACUGAAGCCUGCGUUGGAUCAGAUGAAGGUCGUAGGGCUGAAGCUCUGCAAAGUUUAGCCUCAGAUCCUGGACUUCAUGAAAUGCUCCCACGAAUGUGCACCUUUAUUGCUGAAGGUGUUAAAGUCAAUGUUGUUCAAAACAACCUUGCCCUCUUGAUCUAUCUGAUGAGGAUGGUGAAAGCCCUGUUAGACAACCCUUCGCUGUACCUCGAGAAAUAUCUUCAUGAAUUAAUACCAUCGGUGCUGACAUGCAUUGUUAGUAAGCAGCUAUGUAUGCGUCCUGAGCUUGACAAUCAUUGGGCAUUAAGAGAUUUUGCAUCUCGUUUGAUGACGCAAAUCUGUAAACACUUCCACACCUCCACGAACAAUCUCCAAACCAGAGUUACACGGAUAUUCUCAUCAGCUCUUCAAAACAUUGAGACCCCUUUGCCUUCUUUGUAUGGAGCAUUACAAGGUCUUUCUGAAUUAGGUACAGAGGUGAUAAAAGUGUUCAUUUUACCAAGAGUCAAGACUGUAGCAGACAGAAUCGAAUCAUGUCUUGACGGACCCUCCCUUAGCAAUAUUGACAAAAUUUCUGCUGGUCACAUAAAACAUUUACUAGUGAAAGUAUUGACUCCUAUCCUAAAAGUAACGAAAUCACCUCCGGAUUUCAUUGAUGACUACAGGAAUGAAUUUGGAUGCCUUGGGCCCGCUCUUCAAGCCUCUGUCAUCAAAGCAAGAACGCAGGCCUCCAUGCCAACUCCGGUAGUUACCUCUGCCGCUGUCACAACGACCUCCUCUAUCAUACAUCCUGCUGCUGCAGGUGUGCCAAAUCCAACUAGGAUGGUAUACUCUGGUACCAGACCCGUCAGCUUGGCGAACAAUCCACAGAAGUAUGUCAUAGUAUCUUCACGGCCUCAAACUCCUGGAAACAUUGGUUUGCAGCAAGCCACUCCUGCAACAGCACAAGCUAGUGGUGUUCGAUUCCAGUCAAAUUUCAAUGCACCAGUGGCACACAUUCGACCGCAUUCAUCGAUCACUCCUAAUCCAGUUACGAAAGUUGUCGUUGUGUGUGUUGCCAACUCAAGUACAACAAAUUCAGGCCCAAAGAGUUCUUAGUCAAAUCUCACUCGAAGAUUUUAAACGUCAGUCAGGAACUUGGACCAUACAGAUCCUCCAACCCGACGUAUUCUUCUCAGGAAGACAGGAGGAAAAAUAACUAACAUUUGAUCAUGGGUAUAAAACAGUCAGGAUUUAUCAUAGAAGAGUAAAUUUCUAAGGAAAAUGAGCCAUGUCUCUUUAAACCGAAGACUUUGCUCUUAGGAGGUUGGAUGUCUAAAUUUCAACGUUUCAAAAAUAAAAGGAUUGAGUGUUUAAAUAGGCAGAACCAAAAUGUAGUUAGUUUAAGCAUAUAUCAAACAAGGUUUAAACCUGCUGAUGUUCAAUUUUUUUUAAGAAAACAUAUUUUUUUCCUUCCUCAAGUAUUUAAUAUGCUUUGGUUGAAGUAAAAACGAGAUCAGAAAAUUUUCCUCUCCUCUCAAGUAUAAAUAUCUCACACCUUGAGAAUUGAUGGACCGAUUUGGUGGCUUUUCAUUCUUGCAAUAUUUGACUCAUGGAAUUGCAAUGUACUGCAUAAUUGAGGGGCUCAGAAGACAAGGCCCAUGAGUGCAGUUUUUGCUAUUUCGAGAAAUACGUUGAUGGCAAAACUACCAGAC